Stylonychia lemnae is the source of this 894-nucleotide messenger RNA. NCBI's taxonomy places the organism in Eukaryota, Ciliophora, Spirotrichea, Sporadotrichida, Oxytrichidae. The record is from the annotation of a GenBank genome assembly.
AUGCUAUUGGAAUACCUUGACAAUAUUCAAUCUGUAAUAUUUAAAAUUGAUAUCAAUCCUCUUGGAUUCACCUAUUUCGAUUAAAUUGAAGACAUUUAAGAAUGCUUGAUAAAUCAGGGAGAUCUAAACUUAAUCAAGGUUAAUUCAGGUGACGAAAUAUCUGCAACAUUGAAGCUCAUUAUGCUGACAGAGUAUUUGCCUGAAGAAGAUCAAAAAGAGUAGUUAAUAAAGUUAGUCUUAAUUGUAAAGAAUUUGCUAUAUGCUGAUUAGUAUAAUUGGCUUUUGAAAGAGCUCAAGAUUUCAAAAUCACUUAUUAGAUUUUAAGAAUGCAAGGACCUUCCUUUCUUUGUCACUAAAAUAUCAUAUAAAGACUUAUUGAGAAGGAAAAAGAUAAAUCAAGCGAAUUAAUUUGUUAAUUCUCUAGUAAUCUUAGAUACAGAUACUAGCCUUAAUUAUGAAAAUAGAAAUAUGAGAGUGCUUUCUGCUAAUAGGCAAUCUAAGAAAUUGAAUAACACUGAAGACUAUAAAUAUGGCAAUAUUUCAUAUUUCAAUCAAGGCAUUAUGGAGGAUGUUUAAUUUUAAAUCGAUAUUAAAGAUGAAGAAUUAAUGGUUGAAAAAUAUCGAAUCAAUUCUCUCUAGUCAGGUGGUUGUAUUUUAGCAACUGAGCAUUUAUCUCCAAGAUAGUUUUCUAGUUUCCUACCAUUAACUUAAAACGGUCUUUCACCAAAAGAUAGUAUGAAAAUUAGUCUAAUCUCAAAGAAGAGCUCUAAUAGACCUAAAUAGCUUCAAGGAAUGAAUGAUGUUGUUAAGUAAAAAAGAGUUGAUUUAAUGUACAAUAAGUAAGUUCAUAAAUCCUGCUGUGGUUCAGGAGAAAAUAAGUGUUUAAUAUUUUGA